UGUCACUCAUGUGACUGCACAAUGCCCCGAAAAGGGCAAGGCACGCGUACCCCGUCCAGCUAACUCGGGAAAUUGAGUUACGCAAGGAGAGGGGCGAUGUCUCUCCUCACUCCGCCGGACCCGGUUGCCUUGCUAGCAAUCGAUGUCACUACCGGGAAGCAUGCGUUAGUCGCUGAUUCUCGUGCUACGUACGAGGAUUAUGCCGCCCAACUGGUACCACCAUUAGACCAGCCGAGCCACGUGCAUUUAGCUAGCGUAUGCGCAGCCUGUACACCGUCGACAAGAGAUCCGGUCAGCUCGCCACUGGCUUCCGAGGACUCGACGGCGUGGUCAAGACUUGAGGAGCUUGACCCGCUCACGAGAGAGGACUUCGCUUGGAUGCCUCUACCCUCGACCGGAACCUUGCCAAGGCCGCAUUGCAACGCCUUGAUGGCAACUCUAGGCUCCUAUUUGCACACUACAAUACCAGCUUCGUUGACGGACGACGGAGUAGCGGUUGUCGAUCUCCGCUCCUAUCUUGCGAAGAUUGACCGCGAGUACGCCACCCAAUGGUACGUCGAAACCGACGCGCCUUUGCUCUAUAUCCGCAUUCAAAUCGGAAAGGCAACCUGUAGUGCCUUGAUUGAUUGCGGAGCGUCUCGCAACUUUAUGAGCCAAGCCUUUAUGGCCCGCGCAGGCCUUGGCCCGCGCGUUCGAAGGAAGACGCAACCCACGCAAGUCACACUCGCGGACGGCCGCACGCAAAAGUCCAUUGACCGAUGCGUCGACGGCGUUCCGGUAUACUUUGUGCCACUUGCGUGCGAGCCGGUGUCUUUUGACAUCCUCGACACCAAGUUCGACAUGAUUCUAGGCAUGUCUUGGUUGCGUAGCGCCGAUCAUCCGGUGAACUUUCAUGACCGAACCGUUCACAUCCGUGAUCGGAACGGAGUUUUAGUCCCAUGUACGGUCGCGACCCCUCACACUUCGAUUGCUUGCCACGUGGUUUCCGUUGCGAGAAUUCGCGACGCCAUUGCUCGGAGUGACGUCGAGGAGAUGGGCCUUCUAUUCUUGCAUGCUCUCCCCUCGCCGGACGGACCAGCCGCGUCACCGCAGGACCCACGCAUUUCUCACCUCUUGGACGAGUAUAGAGACGUCUUCGAGGCUCCCACCGGAACGGUUUCGGAUCGGCCCAUACGUCACGGGAUCACUCUCGAGGCUGGCGCCGUCCCUCCGCAUGGAUGUAUCUACCGCAUGAGCGAAGAGGAACUCGAGGUGCUUCGCGCACAACUCGAUGACCUUCUCGACAAGGGCUGGAUUCGCCCUAAUUGCUCGCCAUACCCUGUUCUCUUCGUCCGGAAGAAGAACAAAGAUCUACGGUUAUGCAUCGAUUAUCGGAAACUUAACGCACAAACCGUAAAAAACGCCGGCCCUCUCCCUCGGAUUGAUGAUCUUCUUGAGCGGUUAGGCGGCGCGACGUACUUCUCAAAGUUGGACUUGAAGUCAGGUUACCACCAGAUUGAAAUCCAGCCUCAAGAUCGGUACAAGACCGCGUUCAAGACACGGUACGGGCAUUUUGAGUGGGUUGUCAUGCACUUUGGCCUCACCAAUGCCCCCGCGACUUUCCAAGCAGCGAUGACGACUGAGUUUCGCGACUUGCUCGAUCGCAGCGUCCUCAUCUACCUUGAUGACAUCUUGGUUUACAGUAGGACGUUGGACGAGCACAUCGUACACCUUCGCGUUGUUCUGGAUCGUUUGCGACUAGCCAAGUACAAAGCGAAUCUCGACAAGUGCGAAUUCGCCAAGCAAGAGCUUGAGUACUUGGGUCAUUUUGUCACGCCGAAAGGCAUUCGUCCCUUAGCGGACAAGAUCCAAGCCAUCGUGGAUUGGCCGCAACCCCGUUGUACGACGGAUGUACGCUCUUUCAUGGGUUUGGCUGGAUACUAUCAGCGAUUUGUCGAGUCAUACUCGAAAGUGGCCGCUCCUUUGUCGAGACUUCAGUCCCCGAAGGUGCCCUUUGAGUUCGACGACGCAGCCCGUGACGCGUUCGCUACGUUGAAGGUAGCAAUGCAAGCCGCACCUGCCCUCCGUAUAUAUGACCCCACUCUUCCCACCCAAGUGACUACGGACGCUUCGGGGUACGGUAUUGGUGCCGUGUUGGAACAGUGUCACGAGGACGGUUGGCAUCCGGUCGAGUACUUCUCCCAAAAGGUGCCUCUCGUAAACACUCUCGACGACGCUAGGAAGAAAGAGCUACUCGCGUUCGUCACCGUUCUCAAACGGUGGCACCACUUUCUUCUCGGCCGUCGACGUCCUUAUGGUCCCGGCUCCAUAUCCAUUCUGGGGAGCGUCAGUCCGGUUCCUAUUCCCCCGGCAAGUGAAAAGAUUACAACGUUUUACCCACACAACGCUUCCUUCCGUCUGGCCGAAGGAACCCUGACCAGCAUUGAUUACUCCUAAGGAGGAUUGACUGUCAGCUUGCCCUGACCACUUGUUCCUCUCAGGCUUCAAUUCAGAGCCUGUCGAAUGAAUCCCUGCAAUGCGA
Chara braunii is the source of this 2521-nucleotide messenger RNA. Lineage: Eukaryota; Viridiplantae; Streptophyta; Charophyceae; Charales; Characeae. The record is from the annotation of a GenBank genome assembly.